This is a messenger RNA of Heterobasidion irregulare TC 32-1, 1138 nucleotides long. Its product is annotated as lipid-translocating exporter. The record is from RefSeq and is a predicted model, not a curated record. Gene Ontology annotation, cellular component: fungal-type vacuole; plasma membrane. NCBI's taxonomy places the organism in Eukaryota, Fungi, Basidiomycota, Agaricomycetes, Russulales, Bondarzewiaceae. The transcript is spliced from 10 exons. The coding region runs from base 44 to 973 and encodes 309 amino acids.
AAUCCCACUUUCUCCAUUGACCGCCUUUCUUAAUCAUCGAUUCAUGAGUUCCAGUUCGAAUACAACUAUUCCGGAUAUUGCCUUGCUAUCACCCUACAACUAUGUUCCGACCGAAUGGAUAUGCAUUCUCAUUCUCGUGCUCUUCAUAAUCUCUACGUGCGCGCAUGCCGUCGAAGCCACCAUAUUUCGAAUCUGGUGGCUUUUCCCCACCGCGGUGCUUUCUGGUAUCAUGGAGAUCUUAGGCUGGAGUGGGCGAGUGUGGUCAAGUCGGAACCCGAUCCUGCAAGACCCUUUUCUGAUGCAGAUAUGCAUGACAAUCAUUGGUCCUACACCGCUGCUGGCAGCAAACUUCGUUCUCUUGGGCCAGAUCAUUCCGAUACUUGGGUCUCAGUACAGUCGCCUGACCGCUAAAACGUAUACAAUUGUCUUCUGCACAUGCGAUGUGACUGCACUUGUCAUACAAGCAGCGGGUGGAGGGAUAGCGGCAUCGGCGACUGACGAACAGGGGACGAAAUUGGGCGCCAAUAUUAUGCUAGCCGGCAUUGCCAUUCAACUAGUCGCGAUCGUGAUCUACAUGGCCCUUGCAACCGAGAUACUCGUUCGCUACAGUCUGAAGUCUCCAGUCCGCGAUCCUGCCGGUGCCAGUCCUUGGGCAUCGACAUCAGUCGAUGCCAUGGACACCAGACUCAAACUGAUGGUCUCUGGACUAGGCAUGAUAACGAUCUUCCUCCUAAUUCGCUCAAUAUACCGCUUGAUCGAGCUGAGCGACGGCUGGAACGGGCGCAUCAUUUCAACACAAGUCUACUUCAACGUCCUGGACGGAGGGAUGGUCAUUUUGGCAACAUACACUCUCAACUUUUUCCAUCCCGGAUUCUUACUGCGGCCAGAGCACAAAGGGCACGAGUACACAUCAGAGACGACGCUGCCGCUGGAAAAGCGGCAUGGUGAUAGUACUCCGAAGGUUAUUGCAUAGAGUAUUAUUUGCUAAUACACGGACUUCUUUGAUGAGGGAGGGUAAUAAGGAGCGUGCGAGGACUGUCAAUGAACGUGACACUGACGAUACAACUACUUACUACUCCCCUAUCUGAAACACUGUCGACUAGUAUAAUUUAUGUGAGGUUAAUAGUUCUCUAAGCCC